Homo sapiens (human) is the source of this 1481-nucleotide messenger RNA. RefSeq names its product DIRAS family GTPase 3 (gene DIRAS3). The record is from RefSeq and is marked reviewed. The coding region runs from base 146 to 835 and encodes 229 amino acids. The transcript has 2 exons. Lineage: Eukaryota; Metazoa; Chordata; Mammalia; Primates; Hominidae. Gene Ontology annotation, cellular component: membrane; plasma membrane. Gene Ontology annotation, molecular function: GTPase activity; GTP binding. Gene Ontology annotation, biological process: signal transduction.
GUGUCCAGUUGGUUGCCGCGGCAGUCUCUCCGAGCAGCGCAUUUGUCUUCUAGGCUGCUUGGUUCGUGCCUCCGAGAAAGGGGUCUCCUGCUGCCAGCUAAGUGUGGGAGAACUUGUGCACGUAUCUCCCCUCCGAAUCCCAACGAUGGGUAACGCCAGCUUUGGCUCCAAGGAACAGAAGCUGCUGAAGCGGUUGCGGCUUCUGCCCGCCCUGCUUAUCCUCCGCGCCUUCAAGCCCCACAGGAAGAUCAGAGAUUACCGCGUCGUGGUAGUCGGCACCGCUGGUGUGGGGAAAAGUACGCUGCUGCACAAGUGGGCGAGCGGCAACUUCCGUCAUGAGUACCUGCCGACCAUUGAAAAUACCUACUGCCAGUUGCUGGGCUGCAGCCACGGUGUGCUUUCCCUGCACAUCACCGACAGCAAGAGUGGCGACGGCAACCGCGCUCUGCAGCGCCACGUUAUAGCCCGGGGCCACGCCUUCGUCCUGGUCUACUCAGUCACCAAGAAGGAAACCCUGGAAGAGCUGAAGGCCUUCUAUGAGCUGAUCUGCAAGAUCAAAGGUAACAACCUGCAUAAGUUCCCCAUCGUGCUGGUGGGCAAUAAAAGUGAUGACACCCACCGGGAGGUGGCCCUGAAUGAUGGUGCCACCUGUGCGAUGGAGUGGAAUUGCGCCUUCAUGGAGAUUUCAGCCAAGACCGAUGUGAAUGUGCAGGAGCUGUUCCACAUGCUGCUGAAUUACAAGAAAAAGCCCACCACCGGCCUCCAGGAGCCCGAGAAGAAAUCCCAGAUGCCCAACACCACUGAGAAGCUGCUUGACAAGUGCAUAAUCAUGUGAGCCCUGGGCCUUAAGAGCCAGCUCUUCCUAUCCUGUAGCGUGUAGAAAACGUGGACUCAUUUCACUAUGUUACAUGUACAUGGUUGAUUUUGUGCUGUUGUUUGGACUGUAACAUCCAUGUUGUCAAUACGUAUACCUUGUAAGUGGAUAACUUUUCUUUUUCCCAGGCCAGAGAAUUCAAAUUGUUAAAACAUUGGCAUUUGAAGAGGAGAACAAAAUGUAGCAUGAUGUAUUUAAAGUAAGGCCUUUAGUAAUGAAUGUAAUGAGAGAAAAUGUUUUGAAAAGAACAAAACAUCAAAAUGAAUAGAAAGAAAAAUUGGAAGGCGUCCUUUUGGUAACCCGAUUAUUGUGUAUUACCUUUAAAUAUUUCACAUCCUGUAAGUGCUUAAUCAUAUCUUUUAAUUGUGUAUUUAAGAAAAGUGUUUUCACAACAAAAGCUUUUGAUAAAUUGCUGCGUGACAUAUACUAAAUAAAAAAAUGAAUAUGUUGAUCAUUAGGGGUGUGGGAGCAGAGAAAAUUGUGAAAGUGACUCUCACUAAAGAUGUUAGUAGUUUCUCAUGUCAUUUAAAAAUGUUUGAGUAUUCUGCAUAGCAGUUUGUAAAAGUGUAACAGCUUAUUGACUUAAUAAAGCUUUUCCUGCAUGCAA